Molecule: messenger RNA, 534 nt
Organism: Protopolystoma xenopodis
Lineage: Eukaryota; Metazoa; Platyhelminthes; Monogenea; Polystomatidea; Polystomatidae
Source: the annotation of a GenBank genome assembly
ACUUACACUAUCGCUUUUCUAUUUCCUAUUUUGAAGAAUUCCGCCAGGAUAAUUCGUACUUCUGUUUUCGGUAUGGAUUCCAAUAACAAAAUCAGAGACAGUUUUGUCUUUCCUCAGAACAAUUUGGCUAUUACUAGCAUAGAUGUACAAUCUGUGGAGCCGGUUGAUCAACGGACUCGGGAUUCUCUGCAAAAGUCCGUCCAGCUAGCCAUCGAGAUCACGACUAACUCUCAGGAGGCAGCUGCAAAGCAUGAGGCCAACUGUCGUGAACAAGAGGCAAAGGGACGUCUUGAGCGUCAACGCAUCGAAGACGAGGUGGCUGCAGAGAAGGGUCGUCAACGUCUUCUUGAACUUCAGGUUGAGUCCGCGGCAAUGGAAAGCACCGGUCAAGCUAAGGCUGAGGCGAUGAGUCGAGCAGAAUCUUCCAUUAUCGAGGCAAAAGGAACAGUUGAAAGGGCCAAACUCAAAUCACAAGCCCUUGAGCUUGAAACGGUAGGCUACACCUUUUGUCUUCGAAGUCGCAUUCUCUACUAA